Molecule: messenger RNA, 1250 nt
Organism: Colletotrichum scovillei
Lineage: Eukaryota; Fungi; Ascomycota; Sordariomycetes; Glomerellales; Glomerellaceae
Product: short chain dehydrogenase
Exons: 2
Coding region: 317-1117 (266 amino acids)
Cellular component (GO): intracellular anatomical structure
Molecular function (GO): oxidoreductase activity, acting on NAD(P)H, oxygen as acceptor
Source: RefSeq, a predicted model, not a curated record
GCCCCGGCGUCUAGUCCGUGUGCCUGUAUCAAUGACAUCAGCGGGGUUCCCGGGAUGCCGUCACGGCCGGCCAAUUCCCAAAGCUACCCCUCCAUCAUGCCACCUUAUUGACCCCUCGGUCUUUUUUGGGCUCGAAGCACGCCGUUCUCUCAGCUAUUCAAAGCUGCCUUUCUCCCGCUGAUCUCUUCGAGCUUUUCCCUCUCUUCCUUCUUCAUCCCAAAAAGUUUGAUACCCAAAAAAGCCUUCUCUUCAAUCUUUGCAGACGCCUCUUUUACCUUUACAACCCAGCCACAUUCACCACCACCAAUCCUUCAACAUGCCCCAGUCAAUUCCCACCGCUUCCCGUCUUUUGGACCUUUUCAGCCUCAAGGGCAAGGUCGUCGUUGUCACGGGUGCCUCCGGCCCCCGCGGCAUGGGCAUUGAGGCUGCCCGCGGCUGCGCCGAGAUGGGUGCCGACCUUGCCAUCACCUACUCCUCCCGCAAGGAGGGUGCUGAGAAGAACGCCGCCGAGCUCGAGAAGGAGUACGGCGUCAAGGUCAAGAUCUACAAGCUCAACGUCAGCGACUACGACGAGGUUGAGAAGACCACUAAGCAGAUCAUCGCCGACUUUGGCAAGAUUGAUGCCUUCAUCGCCAAUGCUGGUGCCACCGCCGACGCCGGCAUCAUUGACGGCACCAAGGAGGCUUGGGACCACGUCAUCCAGAUCGACCUGAACGGCACCGCGUACUGCGCCAAGGCCGUCGGCGCCCACUUCCGCGAGCGCGGCUCCGGUUCCUUCGUCAUCACCGCCUCCAUGUCCGGCCACAUCGCCAACUACCCCCAGGAGCAGACCUCGUACAACGUCGCAAAGGCCGGCUGCAUUCACAUGGCCCGCUCUCUCGCCAACGAGUGGCGCGACUUUGCCCGUGUCAACUCCAUCUCCCCCGGUUACAUUGACACCGGUCUGUCCGACUUCGUCGAGCAGAAGGUCCAGGACCUGUGGAAGAGCAUGAUCCCCAUGGGCCGCAACGGUGAUGCUAAGGAGCUCAAGGGUGCCUACGUCUACCUUGUCUCCGAUGCUAGCACCUACACCACCGGUGCCGACAUCGUCAUUGACGGCGGUUACUGCUGCCGGUAAAUGCCUCGUUUUGUGUGAACCGGGCGGAACAACAGCACAUGGAUAUGGGAGACUGAAAGGUUUCUUGUCGUGGAUAUGAUGUUAUGAAUUAAUUUAAAAUAAUAGACAAAAAAGUAAAAAACACUGUAUUCUC